CUCCAGCAAGUUUUUUGGAAACAGCAGAAACCUGUUGGAGCAGGUACGAAGCACGAAAAAGAAGCUAUGCCCUUCUGAAUCGUUUUGGCAGUUUUUUCUCCUGCACAAAGCAACCUUCUGUGCAAGAGGAUAAAGAAGGAGGGCAAAAUUACAGUAGUCUCUCGAGAAGGACCAAAACUCAAAGAUGCACCAGGGUCGCCUGCGUUUACGGCCAUGGCUGGAAGAACAGAUUAAGUCAGGGAGAUAUCCUGGAGUCAUAUGGCUAGAUGAAUCUGCUCAGGUCUUCCAGAUUCCUUGGAAACAUGCCGCUCGACACGGCUGGAAUAUAGACAAGGACGCCACUUUGUUCCGAAACUGGGCCAUCCAUACAGGGAGAUACAAACCUGGCAUAGACAAACCAGAUCCCAAGACUUGGAAAGCCAACUUCCGCUGUGCUCUCAACUCCUUACCAGAUGUCCAAGAGCUUAGAGACAAAAGCAUCAAGAAAGGCCACAAUGCUUUUAGAGUCUAUAUUCUACUCCCUAACAGCAAAUUGCCAAAGAAGAGAAAAGUGUCCAGCUUAGACAUGGAAGACGCCAGAGUCAGUUUGCCCGCAUUACUACCACACGCCAGUCUACCUCCAGAAAGGUUUACAGAGGCUUUCAGCAGGUAUAAGGAGGAAGUCAAAGGUGCUGCUUCUGAGAUGUUUGCUAAAAACUGCUACUCUACAUUACCGUCUGUGAAAGAAGAACGAUCAGCUCCUUACUUCCGUUCCUCAGCUAAUAUCAGCCCAUCAGCACACGAAGACCAAGCAAAUGCAAUGGAAUACCAGGAGCAGUCUGAAGCAGUUUUAAAGAUAGUAGAUCACCUACAGAACACGGACCACUGGAGCACUUUGCAUGAGCACGAAAGAGGCUGGAGAUCAGCAAAUUCCUGGAUGGAAGGUUUUUAUGAAAUAAUGGACUGUUCAAGCUAUCCCUUCCAGGCAGACUGGCACAAUCAUAACAUGACAAGUCAGUAUGUCUGUGAUAACCUGCAAGACAACUAAAUCACAUUCUGUAAGAACACAUGCAAGAGUGGAUUGUAAGCAGGCUAAAAGUGCAAUCAAAUCCAGAACACGCACUCAUGGACUAAAAAAAACUAAGCAUGGCUGCCUAUGUAUGAACAUUAAGAGCACUGAGAAAAUCAUUUAGAACAACUGUGCUGAGUAACUUGACAGUUGAAGACUUUAUUAAUACUAUAACUGCUUUUUAUAAUAAAUAUUUUUUAAAUACUUUAAAAUUGUACAUUUAUUUAUAAACAACCCAGGUGUGUAAUGAGAGGAAUUAGAACCUUGAGCCGAGUGUUUAAUUUGUAAAAACUCCUUUGCUUGAAGAUGUACUAACCAAAUGCAAAGUGUAAAAUAAAGACAGAAACAACAA
Messenger RNA from Tachysurus vachellii, 1400 nucleotides. It is a transcript of the gene irf1a, whose product is annotated as interferon regulatory factor 1a. Gene Ontology annotation, cellular component: nucleus. The record is from RefSeq and is a predicted model, not a curated record. Bases 185 to 1027 code for a protein of 280 amino acids. The transcript has 9 exons. Lineage: Eukaryota; Metazoa; Chordata; Actinopteri; Siluriformes; Bagridae. Gene Ontology annotation, molecular function: DNA-binding transcription factor activity, RNA polymerase II-specific; RNA polymerase II cis-regulatory region sequence-specific DNA binding. Gene Ontology annotation, biological process: regulation of transcription by RNA polymerase II; immune system process.